UUCACACACUGAUACAUUGUUGCGAUUCAAUGAUUUCCUUGGUUCUAGUGUAGAACCAAGAGAAUACUUGGUGCAACUACGAGUACGUUUCGAUUCUUCAUUAACGGACGAAAGGCUUCAAGGCUAGGCCCACCAAACGAACGUUGAGCGCGACGUUCCCACCCAGAUCCUACAAACUAGCCAGUCAGAUUCUUCACACUUUGUCUACGAUCUCGCGUUUUGAUUAGCCAAUGGAAGGCGACCAUUCUAAAGGUCAGGGGGAGGACGCGUAAAAGUUCGUGGGUACCCGAAUUGAAAAACAGUCCCAUCGAGGCUCGGAUGGUGGGGCGAAGAUGGUUGUGGAAGUGGAACUAGCGCCAAGUGAGCAGCUCACUGAAAAUGAGUUGCUUCACUGGAUUAAUCAAUUACUGACGUCAGGCUUCACCAAGGUGGACCAGAUAUGCUCAGGUGCUCCCUUCUGCCAGCUGAUAAACCUUCUCUUUCCUGGCUCUGUAAACUUGGAGCGGGUCAAGUUCCAGGCACAGCAAGAACUGGACAUUCUCCACAACUACAGUCUUCUUCAAGUUGCUUUCAGGAAGAAUGGGAUUGCGAAGACAAUCCCAGUGGAGACUUUGAUUCAAGGUCAAUCCAAAGAUGCCUUCCAUCUUCUGCUGUGGUUCAAGGACUUCUUCAACCAGAAGUUGGAUGGACAGACAUGUAGUAAUUUACCGUUGCCUACUCAGAACCCAAGCGAUAACCAGAUGGAUUUAGAUGUCCAAUGCCAAGAUGACGCGCCCAAUAAAUCUGAAGAUUCCUCUCCACUGAGUCACUCCACUGAGACCAGCAUGGACACUUCGGACUCAACAGAUUGUCCCAACUACAGCGCGGCCACACUCAAGUUCAUCCAGAGACACAGGCCGGAACCAUUCACCGCCUCCAGCCCACCCUUAUCUCUGGGGGACGCCAAGGACAUUACGGCUAUCUGUUCAGACACGGCCUACUGUUUGUACGUGUAUGGGGAUGUGGAACUGGGAGAGGAAGAACGGGGAAAUGUCAUUCUGAUUGGAUUCUUUGACCAAACCGCUGGACAGUAUUGUGUGCGGCUGCUUGAUGUUAUCCAGCCUGUGGAGAACAUGGAAGCAACUGAGCUGACAAGUUUGCUAGAGACACUGAAGAGGUUUGAUGUUCCCCUCACAAACUGUGCCGCAUUCUACUGCAACCUGGAUCUUGAACGGAGCAGGGCAUUGACUUUGGGCCUGAGGGCAAUAAACACAUCAAUUGUGUCAUUUGGUGGCCUUGCUGUUUUAACUGGGCAGGCCUGUCAUGACGGCCUUGCAGCGACAGGACUCCAUGACCAGAUCAUAGAACUUAUCAGAAAGCUGUCCUCCCAUGUCUUUUCCUCGGGCAAUAACGGCACAUUGAGGCAGUUUUUCUGUGACUUAGCAAAGCUGAACACGGAUCAUGCCGUAACUACACAGAGCUUGCUCUUCAUUAGGUCUGUGUGUAAGAUUUCCAAGCGGUGGUCAGCGCUGACGGAAUACUUCCAUUCCCGGGAGGAAGGGGAUGAGGAAAUGGCUAGCAUCCAUUCCUUGCUUAUGGAUCGCAGACUGCAGCUCGUGUUCAUGUUCCUGAGCUUUGCCUUGGAGCCUCUGGCUACUUACCAAGAGACCCUGGAGGAAGGUCCCAAGGUGGGGAAGGUGCUCCAGGACGCUACUGGCUUGCUGAAGCUCUACACCUCUAGUUUCCUCUCCCCGUCAGGGAGUGCACGCUUCCUCAGGAAGUGGGAUGAGACUCUUCUUCAUGACAAGGAGGAACUUCUUCCCAUGCACAAGGCCAAACUGGGUCGGCAGGUUGAUGAGUUUUUGUCAAACCACAAGGCAGAAGUGGCUGAUUUAAUGGAAGAAUUUUAUAAAACAACAGUUGCCUUCUACGUAGCGGUCACAUCAAGUAUUACCAAGACCUUACCCCUUAGCAGUGCGGCCUUUACAAAUAUCUCUGGCAUCCUGAAACCAGAGGGUAGGGUAGUUGUGACAAGCAAAGCAGUGGUGGACAUUGCCAGUCAGAUAGGGUUUUGCCAGGACCCAGAUGAGGUCACUCAACUCACAGAUGACUUCCUUGAGUAUCAGCUCUCAGACAACGUGGACAUUGAGGCAGAUGUGGAUUGUCAUUGGAAAAAAGCACUGACGAGGAUGGGAAAGAGUUCCCUGUUCUCCAAACUCGUCCUCAAGUUUUUGGCUUUUCCUAGAGUCUUAACAAAGGACAAGGUCUUUGAACGGGUAUUUCAGGGGACUGGAGAGAGCCAGAAGGAUGUGGCAGUGGUGAGAAGCACUGAAGAGGACCUGGAGGUCUGCAGCAGCACAGAUGAACUUUCUCCUAUGGAUGUUGACAAAGAGACUGAGGAUGAAGAUGAUGAUGAUGUCAUAGCCACAUCUGAAUCCAUCGUCAUAGAGGAUUCUGAUAGUGACGAGGAGGCGAUCAUUUGGACAGAUGUGUCUUACAACAAGAACAAUACAUCAACACCUGAGGUGCAAAAAGAAGGGUACCCAUACCAGGAUGGACAGGGCUACGAGGUUGGCGAGCUGGUCUGGGGUAAUGUGACUGGCUACUCCUCAUGGCCUGGGGAGGUGCUGCCUUGGAGAACAAAGGAUACCAAACACUCCGUCCGCAAAAUCAGAUGGUUUGGAGAUGGCCUGGUCUCCAGGAUGCAUAUUCGUGGACUGAAUCCCUUCUCUGCUUUCCCCGAUUUCUUCUGCCACAAGUCUCUUGCCACCCUGGCCCAGUACAAGGCUGCCAUCAUGCAGUCCCUCCAGAAAGCCUCAGAGCGUUCUGCGAAGGAGUUCUCGCUGAGGACUGACAACAAGGAUGAAAUUCUCCGGCAUAUGCUAGAUUGGGCUUUUGAUGGGUUCAAGCCCUCUGGGCCAGACGGCUUCAAGCCCAACGGCAAAGUUAUACCCACAGAAAAAACCCGCAAACGUAAGAAGCGUGUGAAAAAUCAUCCACCACCACCCGUAGACGGUCAACAGAAUGUAGAUACCCCAUCCACCUUGAAACAAGUCUCUGUGUCUCUGAAUAAAUUGAACUUGGCAAGUAAUGCCACGAAAAAGGAGAAGAAACCGCUUGAUGGAUCUGGAACGAAGUCUCCUAGUGUGCAAAAGCGAGGUCGUCCCAAGAAAUUGACACCUGGGCAGAAGAAGGAGAAGUCUCUGAAGCGAUCCUUGGACAAAUCCAUGGACAAAUCUGUGGACAAACCCACGGAAAAAGCCACGGAAAAAGCCACGGAAGAUCAGCAGGAACCAGAGGCAGAACCAGAGCCAGAUUUCACUAGAGAGGAAAUGGUGCAGGAGGUUUUGAUCAAAGGCAAGAAUAUUGAAGACUUCUGCCUGUCCUGUGGAACUUCUCAGAUUUCCAUCUUCCAUCCAUUAUUUGAAGGUGGCCUUUGUUCAAAGUGCAAGGAUAAUUUCACUGAAACACUUUAUCGCUACGAUGAAGAUGGUUAUCAGUCCUACUGUACUGUAUGCUGUUAUGGAUUGGAAGUUAUCCUGUGUGGAAAUCACAACUGCUGCCGGUCAUACUGUGUGGACUGCCUGAAUAUCCUUGUGGGCUCUGGUACCUUUGAGAAGCUGAAGGAGAUGGAUCCCUGGAUCUGCUACUUGUGUGAGCCCAGUUCUGCAGGCGGCUCACUGAAGCCACGGCAGGAUUGGAGCAUCCGGGUCCAAGAAUUCUUUGCCAAUGACAGUGGCUUGGCAUUUGAACCUCAUCGAGUUUACCCUUCUAUACCAGCGAACCAGCGACGGCCUCUUAGAGUGCUCUCCUUGUUUGACGGCAUAGCCACAGGUUAUUUGGUCUUGAAAGACUUGGGUUUCAAAGUCGAGACAUAUGUGGCAUCUGAGGUUGAUGACGAGUCCAUUGCUGUAUCUAUGGUGGCCCAUGAUGGAAAAAUUGAGUAUGUGGAUGACGUGAGGGCCAUCACGAAAGAACACAUUCAGAAGUGGGGCCCAUUUGACCUCCUUAUCGGUGGAAGUCCAUGCAAUGACCUGUCCAUUGUCAACCCUGCAAGAAAAGGAUUAUUUGAGGGAACCGGCAGGCUGUUCUUUGACUUCUAUCGAAUCCUCAACAUCUUGAGGCCCAAAGAGGACGACCCAAAGCCUUUCUUCUGGCUCUUUGAGAACGUGUCCUUCAUGAUGCAUCGGGACAAAACGGACAUCUGUCGUUUUCUGGAGUGCAACCCUGUUCUUAUUGACGCAGCUAGAGUCAGUCCUGCCCACAGGGCUCGCUGCUUCUGGGGUAACCUUCCCGGAAUGAACAGGCCCAUCAUUGCCAGUCAGAACGAUAAGCUGAGCCUUCAGGAAUGCCUGGAAAUUGGUCGCACAGCCAAGUUUACCAAAGUGCGCACCAUAACAACAAGGUCGAAUUCCUUGAAGCAAGGCGCCAACGAUGAUUUGUUUCCCGUGACCAUGAAUGGAAAAGAUGACAAUCUGUGGAUCACAGAGCUAGAGAAAAUUUUUGGCUUUCCGAAACACUACACGGACGUCAAGAAUAUGGGCAGGCAGCAGAGGCAGAAGGUCCUGGGGAAGUCCUGGAGUGUUCCGGUGAUCAGGCACCUCUUCGCCCCUCUGAAGGACUAUUUUGCCUGUCAUGACAUGGCCUCAGUCACCACCAGCAACACUGUGGGAUGCUGAGUAGUGUCUGCUGACAGAAAAUAUGAAUUUGUAUACUUUUAACUUUUUAAACAUUUUUUUGUAAAUAGUGUCCAUAAUGUAGUAUUUUUUAAUAAUGAAUGCAAUUGUUUGGUAGUGAUUUUUUUUAAACUCGUUAGGGUUUUACUGGGCUGUGAUUUUUGUACUUGCAUUUUGUAUAUUGCCGUAUUUUUUUUUAUUGAAUGCUCAGAUCAGGGAUGGGCAACUGGAAGCCCGGGGGCCACAUGCGGCCCGCUUCCUCACUCAGUGCGGCCCGUAGAUAAACCAUAUUUAAUAAUGAGCAAAUAAUGAGCAGACUUUUAUUAAACCACUAGUGAGUCAAUAUGUUGAAAUUAUACUGUUGGCUGACAGAGGACGAAUCUGCAAGUUGUAGUCAGAUCCGUGGUCACCCGGCCCUCCGAUGGUCAAUAUGAAAAAGAUGUGGCCCUCCUUAUCAUGAAAGUUGCCCAUCCCUGGCUCAGAUGAUUAUUUUAAUGAUGUUUUAAUCUAUCCAUUUAUGUGAUGGGUCAGUUUGAUUUUAGUAUACACCUACUCAUUUGCAAUUAAUUUAUGAUCUUUUAAAUCUAUUUACAGGAACAUGUUGACGUGCUUGUGUCAGUUAUGAAUCUGUUAUUAAUUGGCUUCACAUGCAUAAUCACAUAUUUGUAAUGUUGUGUGAGAUUUUAAUUUAUCCAUGUAAUAUAUCUUGUGAUAUUGCUGUACAUGGCAGUCGUGACCUAAUGGUUAGGGCUGUGGACUUCGGUGGGUUGCAGGUUGGAAACUGAAGUGCCCUUGAGCAAGGCAUGUAAUUCCAUAUUGCUCCAGAGACUGUAACCAGUACCUUGUAAAUAAUUGUGAGUUGCUAUGGACGAAGUGUAAUGUAAUGUAUAAUUGUACAUGUUGGUUAGGUGAACAAGCUGGUGAAUCUCAGGAGUUUGACUAUGCUUAAGAUUGCAUUCACACUAACUAAAUAUAUACCUCCAAAUACAUUGCUGGUUUGAGAUAAUGAA
Molecule: messenger RNA, 5665 nt
Organism: Engraulis encrasicolus (European anchovy)
Lineage: Eukaryota; Metazoa; Chordata; Actinopteri; Clupeiformes; Engraulidae
Exons: 25
Coding region: 333-4658 (1441 amino acids)
Biological process (GO): negative regulation of transcription by RNA polymerase II
Cellular component (GO): nucleus
Molecular function (GO): DNA (cytosine-5-)-methyltransferase activity, acting on CpG substrates; protein binding; DNA binding
Source: RefSeq, a predicted model, not a curated record